UUUAGAUUAAUGUUUCUCAACUAUUACUGAUAUGUCAGUAUGAAAUAUAUAUAAAAGCCCUUAUUUGACUGAAGGUUUAUACUAUUAAUCGUAUAUAACAGGUAUAACUCAGUUAAAUAAGAAAAUGAGUAUUUUAUUAGCAGUUAUUUGUUUGCUGGUAACAGCUGCACACGGUAAACUUCAUGGUGCUUCUUGUCCAGAUCUGAAAGGAGUGGCAAACUUCAAUGCUACAAAAUUUGUUGGUCUCUGGUAUGAGCAACAAAGAUAUCCAACCAUCCUAGAAAAGAACGGUAAAUGUGUUUUCACAAAAUAUUCAUUAAAUGACGACAAAUCAAUUGGAAUUAACACCACAUACCUUAAUGGAGAGUCAAAUGAAUGGACAAUCCUCGAAGGAGUUGCAAUCUCAGACUCAGCAACGGGAGAAGCCAAGUUUACAGUCGAAUUCAAAGAACCUGCUUUGACAGCACCUUUUUGGAUUCUUGAUAUAGAUUAUGACCAAUUCUUUGUACCUUACUCAUGUCUUGUACAGGAUGGGGAAGUUAUAGUAGCAGUUAUUUGUUUGCUGGUAACAGCUGCACACGGUAAACUUCAUGGUGCUUCUUGUCCAGAUAUGAAAGGAGUGGCAAACUUCGAUGCUACAAAAAUUGUUGGUCUCUGGUACGAACAAAAAAGGUAUCCAACCAUCCUAGAAAUAAACGGUAAAUGUGCUUUCAUACAAUUAUCAUUAAAUGAAGACACAUCAAUUGGGCUUAACACCACAUACCUUAAUGGAGAGACAAAUGAAUGGACAAUCGUCGAAGCAGUUGCAGUCCCAGACUCGACAACGGGAGAAGCCAAGUUUACAUUAACAUUCAAAGAACCUGCUUUGACUGCACCUUUUUGGAUUCUUGGUAUAGAUUACAACCAAUUCUUUGUACCUUACUCAUGUCUUGUAGUGGAUGGGGAAGUUAUAGAGAACCUUUAUAUAUAUACAAAAAGUUUAAAUCCCUCGAAUCAUGUGAUAAAUGCUGCCCUCAAAGUUAUCAACCACAACAAUCUUGAUACCACUAAAUUAUUAGAUACCGAUCAAACAUGUGUUUACUAAUGAGAAUAAAUUUAAAGUUUAUUUUUA
Diabrotica virgifera virgifera (western corn rootworm) is the source of this 1111-nucleotide messenger RNA. RefSeq names its product apolipoprotein D-like. The coding region runs from base 125 to 1084 and encodes 319 amino acids. Gene Ontology annotation, molecular function: pigment binding. Lineage: Eukaryota; Metazoa; Arthropoda; Insecta; Coleoptera; Chrysomelidae. The record is from RefSeq and is a predicted model, not a curated record. The transcript has 9 exons.